Molecule: messenger RNA, 1948 nt
Organism: Homarus americanus (American lobster)
Lineage: Eukaryota; Metazoa; Arthropoda; Malacostraca; Decapoda; Nephropidae
Exons: 5
Coding region: 212-1357 (381 amino acids)
Biological process (GO): carbohydrate biosynthetic process
Cellular component (GO): membrane
Molecular function (GO): sulfotransferase activity
Source: RefSeq, a predicted model, not a curated record
UUUGAGCAGGAAGCACCAGUGACAGAGCUCGUGGUGUGGUAAGGCGGCGGCACACUGGGGAAAAAGCGCCCAGUGUGCAGCUACCUUUAUACUGUGGCUGGUGAAUAGACGGCGCUCAACAGGAUUCAGUCAAAGAAAGAGAACAGGAGUCAUGGAAACAGAAAAUGUCAACAGAAAUGAACAAUAAAGUAACAGUACACACAGAAGAAAGAUGAAGCAUCACAACAGAGUAACAUCGGUGUUGAUAAUGUUCAUGGUGGCUGCCGGUACCCUCAUGUGGCGUCUCCUUCACAGUGACCAGGUCUCUCGUAAAGACAACAGCGGAAGGUCAAAUCAGAUCCAGGUCAGCGAGGAAGAGUCAGCUGGCCAGGUGAUUAGAGAGAGGGCUGAACACCUGGCCAGGGAGUGUCGGCGACCUCAAGUGAAACAACUUAACCCGGCUCGACCCUGGAUGAUGAGAAUACACACCCUAGUCUGUCCCAUCCCCGUGUGUGUUGCUCCUAAGGUUGGAUCAACAGCAUGGAAAUCCUUCAUGAGUCAAGCGUGUGCAAGGAUUCCAGGCAGCCUACAAGACCUAAAGACUCUGGUUGUGAGGCAUCCUCUUGGUCGUCUGGUUUCAGCUUACAAAGACAAGUACCUAAAUGGGUCUCCACUUAAUACCUACGACAAGGCCUACAGGAAAGUAACGGGAAGUCAUCAGACGUGGAAUGAUAGAUGGCAGGAAUACUGGCUUCCAGCUCUCAUACACAAAGGAUCCGUCGCACCUUCCCCUCAGUACCUCACAACACUAAAAAAGGUUUCGCAGGCAUAUGGCUUUCUGACAGGGAAGCGUUUUGGGACGUUUAGCCGCCAUCGUCUUAAUGAAACCAAGAAAGCAUCGUCUAACCCCGAGAGAAAGUUUAUAACGUUAGCCAAGAAGAUGCUGACAGUAGGCAAACACGUUGGUGUCGUUGCUGCUGUCAACAUUGGGUACUCCACGACGGAACAAAGUAAACUAAAGAAGUAUUUCAGUAACGCCUCCUUCACUAUGGCAGAGUUCCUUGAGCACGUAUUAUGGACCAGGGACGUGGACCUGUUAGACCAUCACUGGACCCCCAUUAGCCAACUGUGUGGUCCAUGUACAGCUGACUACAAGUACAUCGUGCGGCAUGAGAACCCCAAGGAAGCGGAGUACCUUCUGGGCCUCCUGCACCUUCAGGAAAACACCAUUCCGAGGAAACACAAAUCCAUCGGAGCAUUACAUGAUAAGUCUGACCUUCAGUACUUUGAAGACGUCCCCAAAGACUUAAUGGCCAUAAUUAUUGAUAUGUAUAAACAAGACUUUGAUUUGUUCAGUUAUGAUAAAAUCAGUAAAUAAAGUAAGGAAAAUAUAGAUAUAGCAGACAACCUUAUGUUAAGUCAAAUAUUUGCAAGUUAAAAAAAAGGUCGACAAGAAGAUAAGGUGAAAAAAAAGAACAAUUUUAACAUCUGUAUUGUUAACUUUUCUGACCCACUCACUGCAGUACACAGAUAAAAACAACAGGUUAAUAAGAUGAGAAUUAAAACGCCAUCUACAUACAGUACAUAGCGCCGGCACAGUGGUCACCAACCCUCCACAGUUCCUGAUAAUAGAGACUGUGUUGGCCACUAAGGAGAACCCUUUCUCAGUAAACAACGGGACUUCCUUGAACCUUUUCUGUUAAGUAAAUUUCCUUUCGUCUUCAUAGACCAUUUUCUGUGAUCUUGUCAUGUAUGAAUUUCGUGUUUUAUCAUAUUUCUGAUAUUGACAUUAAAAAAAUUAUUUAGCUAGAAAAAUACAGACGCUGUGCAAAGCGGACAAUGACAACGUAGACAUGACUGAGCCACCAUGUUUACUAGUAUCAUACAGUGUAGUCUUCACUUUAGGUGUAUUUAAUCUUAUGUUUGGUUAGGUUAGGUUAGGUUAGGUACUGAGUUCGUGUUUAUUGUG